AUGACGGUAAAGAAAAUGGUUGCGCAGCACGCUACUAUAGGACCACGGAAGCGAACUACGGUCGGACGCCACACCACAGUAGUUAAUACCCGGGGAAGUAGAGAGCAUCUGGGUCAACACGAGGACAACACGAUGAAAAAAGAGCAACAAAAACAAUUCGAGCACGACGAUCAGCCAGGCUCAGGCAGCCCGGCGGCCUCGCAGCUGUCGUCCUGCAGUGCGAUCGUUACAGGCAUAUUCGUUGACGGCACGCCGGUGCGAGAUUUGUCCCGGAUCGGUUUUCGUGCUGCGUCGAGCGACAGGGCAGCUUUUACAAACAAGUCACGACCCGGUACGUCGACGUCUACUUCCGCCGUCAAAGGCGGUUUUCGAAGUAAAUGGGCCCAAAUUUUGGAGGUCAUCGAGAACGAGGAAGUUGUGAAUUGGGGCAAAAAUAACGAAGCCCCACCCUCCGACCUCCACGAUGGAACGUCAAGUUUUUGCAGUACGGAGCAGGCCGAGUUGACCUUCGACAAUUCGGAGGUUUCGUUUUACUUUGAAAUCGGGAUUCUCACUCCUCCUGAAGGCUGCGACUUCAUCGCGGCGGCACACGACCAGGAGGCAUCAAACGGUAGUCAUUUUUCAGGGUCGGCGCAGAAAGGUUCCAGUUUCAGUUUUACUCCGACGCGCCCAGCAAUUGCGACCCCCUUCGGCUCCUUGGAGGUUCGACUGGAUCGCGCGAGCGACCAUGCGUUUCACUUGCUGAAACUGAGAAGCGGAGUGGAGCUCUUCGAUGACCCGCGAGGAGGUCAUCUCCCCACGACAUCAUCCACCGAGGAGUCGUCCUCUUCUUUUGCAGCUUUUCUUCCUCCUGAAUUGCGCAACGUUUUUCACGACAGAGACCUUGAGGUCGAAAUGCUGAUUUCGGUGAACAAAGCAUCUCCGAAGACAACUUCACUAGAUCCACGUGCAGCUCCGGCUCCCGAGCAUGACAGCUUGGUGGAUGCUGAGGCGCUGCUUCGCUUCGAAGCUUACCAACAGUACGUUGCGAACAGUUUACAGCUCUGUGAAGCAGGAGGCGGAGCAUCACUAGACCACGGAGCAGCUUCUUCACACCAUCACGACUCCGCCUUGUGGUCAACGUCGACCACGCCACCCUCGAUGAGAAAUUUCUUCCUCGUGCAAAAAGAACCCUUCGAGCGCAUCAUUGCGUUGCUGAAACAGAAAGAACAACUUCUCUUCACGAAACUCAAAGAAUCGGAGCUGGAGCUGGCCAUGCGGGCGGCGGGCCAGGAAAAGAAGAUGGAGGCAUUGCUGAAAAGGUUUUCGGAUCUGCUGCGAAACCACUCCUUCGGCACGCCCAGUGGCAGUGCCAAUGGGUCUCCCGUGGAACAACAACAGAUACUGGAUAUUCUUGCCAAAGACGCCCUGCAACAAAGUAGUACUAGAACAGACUCGACACUAAACGGCGACGGUCAAGAGCAUCGAACUGCUGGUGUUGACAGCUGUGCUGUGCAAGCCGUCAAGAAGAGCCAGAAUCUGUUGACAAGCGAUACCGAUAGCAAGAUCCGGCAGCGGCAAGUGUCGGACACAGAUUGGAAAAUCGCUUGGAACCAGCUGUUUCUUACCGCGGCUUUGCAAGGGAAAAGGGUUGCGCUGGAGGACGUAUAGAUUUAGAUAUAGAUUUGUUUCCGUAAACGUAAUAAAGUUCUUUGCUGAAAUGCAAAAUUGGUGCUGCACCUGCACCAGAUCCGGCACCUGUGAAUGAUCUUCUUGCUUGCUAUGCUUGUUCAUCUCGUCUCCAUGGCGGGGUACUUACCUGUUGUAAGUAGCAGUGGUGACCAUUACCGCACCUGGAAAAAUUAUCCCAUCGACUUUUAAUUUCUAUCAGGCCGAUUUCACCGCCCGCCAUGCUGCGUGGAUGCGCUCCCGAAUUGCCACGGAGCGCCAGCGACUGCUCGCGCGGCACAAAGCGCGGCUGGUGGAGAACGAGGAGCAGAUCAGGGUGUUGUCCAGGCGAAUCAGCGAGGCCGAAGCUGCGGGAGCUGCCGCGGAGGGUACUAGUAGUACAACGACCCAGCACGACGACGUGUUUAUUGCGGGCAACAAGGAGGAAAGCAUAAGCAAUGAAUUUGUUGACAAUGUGUCGACUUUGGAGGCUGUCUUGCAGCGGUUAAAUGAAGAAUUCACGAAAAACGAGAAGCGGUUGGAGCUCGGCAUGGUGGAGAAUCAAGGACUCUGUUCGGAGGAGGAAAAAUGGAAAACACAAUUGCAAUAUUAAAUGUAAAAAUGUCUGGGUCUGGAAGAAUGCAACUUGUCAUGCUAGAUCUGAAGCAUGCAAAAAUCUGUGUUGCAUGAUUACCAAAAGUCGUCCAGUUUUGACCAAGUCGGGAGGGAGUUUGUCAUGUAGGAUAGGCAUGAGAGAGAUCGCACAGAAUCUGUCAUGUUAGGUCCUACAUUCCAGGCUUCAUUGGUCAUGGGAAAGCUGCAUGACAAAUCGCGCAUUCUUCCAGACCAAGACACUUUUACACUCGAUAUGCAAGAAGCACAGAAGUUGCGGAAGUCGAAGGAGGAGGAAUGGGAGGCACUGAUGCAUGUUGGGGCUACUGAUGGUAAAAAUCAACGAGAUGGUGUAGUUGGUACAACUCUGCUUGACACGACAGGGACUACACCUCAACCUCAUAUCAACCUCCCGCCAAUCUCUGUCCAACUCUGCAAGAACCUGAAAGAACACACCAAGCAUCUGCAGGAAGAACGAAAGCAGCAAGACGGAAUUCUGGCUAAGAUUGAAGACGCUGAAACAUCUCUGCGGACGGAGCUUGCAAGGGUGAAAAGAAAUAGCCUAGACGGUGAAAAACGUGCAGAAGGUGCGCGUCGCUCGGUGGAGCGGAUGGAGAGAUUAAAAGGUCUAGCUGCAACGUUGGAAGCGGAAAACGCACGGCUUAGUGAAGUCGUUGGGGAAAAGGUAAUGCAACAAGAAGUCGCACUUGUAUUUUGGUAGUGGUUCCUCUUCCUUGCUGAACAAGAGGCAGCGAGUAGAGUACAGGUCGGCCGAUCAAUUUUCAACUUCAUGUGUUAGUACUGUAGAAGUAGCAUGGCCAUGAGAGCAGAACUAGAUGAUACGAAAAAUCACUAAACCAAAAAUCAGGUCCGCGCAUUUGGGCAGGCAUUCGAAAACAUGCAAAGAGAUGACUCGGAUCAUCUUCAGUGGGACGUCGAACACGAAGAUGUUGCAGCCACGGGAACAGCAGGAGCUCUCACGAAGAGUCACACAACACAAACGGAACAACCAAGUCAGAUCAAAAAUCGCCAGCAAACCACCGAAAAGCAGGUCCGGCAGUUGGAACUGAAACAGUCUCUCCUCCUGGAGAAAUCCCAGGAUUUGCAAGCGAAACUCGAUGAAGAUGUAACUGAAAUACCGACGACGUUGCUGGAGGACAACUUCUUGCAUGAAGAAGAAGAUGCAAAUCAAGCAACUACGGCUGCUAGAGGUACUUCUUCUGCCCAAGUAGGUCAUCUUCCAGCAAGCGUCGCAAGCCGCAACGCCCUACGAAAAGAGGCGCACGCGUUUGCGUACCAGGCGAGUCACAACCUGCAGGAGCUCCAGAAGUACUCCGGGAAGUACCACGCCGCAGUUUUAAGAAAGGAAGAAGAAAUUUUCGCCGGGCUGCGGGAGCAGGUACUGCAGUCCGACGUUGCGAUCUGGCACUUCCGCGAAAGAAUCAGGAAAUUAAACCUUCUGAGUUCUUGUACCAGCAACGGAGAAGCAGGAAGUUCAUUCACAAGUCCGGGAAACGGAAACUAUGUCAGUAAGAAGUCCGGGUCGCCGGGCUUCUUUGCUGGGCCAGCAGCUCCUGUGGUUGUCCCAAACGACCCAACUGACCUCCUGCUCUUCCAGCAUUGUCAGCACGCCCCACCGUUGUGCUCCUUCCAUCGACUCGCCCGCGGCAAAUACCUUUUUGGAGCUCGUCUGCUACGCAAUACAAAACAUUUUCGUUUCCCGUAGUUCUUGCACACGUACAAAAUGCCCACGCGUACUGACAAAUUUAUUGUUCCAUCUUGAGUGAAGCAUUGAACUUGUCAUGCUGAAUGAGGUUAUAGAAAACAUGAAGCAACAGCAACAUUUCCAUUUGUGCGUGUACAGGAUUUUUUUCCUCUGGAUAACCGCAUGUGCAGGCGUACCUGGUCAGUGUGGGGACCACUACUUCUACAGGAAGUUCUUCGUCAGCUACUCAUAAUGCGAACACCAGCACCGCAAGCAGUACGGGAAUAAAUACCAAAGCGGCGCAGACGGGGCCGCGCGAUAGGUGGAGUACGGCGGAACAAGAGCAGUCCGCAAUGUUUCAUCAGACCAGCAUAAAGAAAGAAUUCUCCGCAAGUGCUGACCGGUUGCGCCUAAAGGUGGGAAAAAACGCGACCUUUGCCUUUUCGCAGUUCGUUCAAGCAUUUGACGAAAUGGAAUUCAAGUUUCUGUUGCGAGAAAUGAAAACAAUAAACCGAAGGUCGUGA
Messenger RNA from Amoebophrya sp. A120, 4488 nucleotides. The record is from the annotation of a GenBank genome assembly. Lineage: Eukaryota; Dinophyceae; Syndiniales; Amoebophryaceae.